GUGUUGAAGUGACUAUUUCUAGAAUCGAAUGUUUUCAUUUCAUUGGUAGUUACAUUCAACCAAUUUACUUUAUUCACAUAAAACAAUAUCUCAACAGUAUAGGUACUUAUUUAAGAUCAGAAUUAACUAUUGCAUUACAAUUCGUAGUGGUAAAGAUAAACAUUUGAAUAAUUCAGGUAAAUAAAUUACGAUUUGAUAUAGAAAAGAUAAAUCUUCCGGUCUGUAAAAGUAGGUAACUAAUUAAAAUAUUUCAAUACCUAUAACUACCUGUAGUGGAAAGGUAGGUUGCAAAUAAGGUAUCUCUUUAACUCAGUGACUUUACAAUUUCCUGCAAUAAGUUCUUUUAAUCACGGCAAUCGCCAAAACCAGUCCGAAGAAAAAAUGAAGAUAACUGGAUGCUGGUCGACGUUUCCAUUUCUGAUGUUGUGCCUUUUAUUGUAUGGAACUGGUGGAAGUACAUCGUUUGAUAAAAUAACAACAAAUGAACUUCGUUGCUUGGAGAAAGAAAUGGCAUUAUCCUUCAAAAUAUUGAAAUACAAAGAAAUGGAACUGAAAGAUUUCCAAAGGGAACUCGACAACCUGAACUUGACUGAACCACUUCAUAGGUUUUUCAAUCCAAAAGGAACGUUGUGCAAGCUGUGUCAACUUUUGAUAGGUGCAUUAAAAAAGAGGACGAUCAGAGUGGAGAAUAUCGCUAGAGCCAUUUGUAAUAUUUAUAUAGCCCUUUCUACUUGGACUUUGGAUGAUUUUUGUGAGGAUAUCAUCGAACUGAACAUGCCAAUUAUUGAAUACGUCUUAGAAAAUAGCGAAAUAUUCAGUCCUGAGUUAGCCUGUACUAUACUGCUUCAAAACGACAAAUGCUAUUACCCCGAUUCAGCUUUGACAUGGAGGAUGUCAACACCUUCUACUUCCUUGGUAAAAUUCCCACAGGUUAUUCUAAGACAAAAUGCGAAACGUUUGAAAAUCCUACACCUGUCAGAUUUCCACAUAACUCCAGAUUACGAGAUAGGGGGCAUCAGCAACUGUGGUUAUCCCACUUGCUGUAAAAAGGGCUUGGGGAAUCCAAUAGGAUCGAAACCAGCAGGUGUUUGGGGUGACUAUGAAUGUGAUGUGCCUCCUUGGAUGUUUGGCACCACUCUGGAUCACAUCAAGUAUGCUCACAAGGACAUAGAUAUAGUUUAUUUCACAGGUGAUAUAAUAGACCAUACUGUAUGGCAAGCAUCGAAAGAACAAAAUUCUAGACUCAUUUAUUACACUUACAAGGCGUUAUAUGAAACCUUUCCAAACAUACCAGUGUUUGCUGUCAUUGGAAACCAUGAAGCUGCACCACUGAAUGCUUUUGCCCCCCCUGAUGCACCUGUAAAUGAGAGUCUGUCAACUCAGUGGUUGUACACUCUCAUGUCCAAAGCUUGGAGACCCUGGCUGCCCCCAGAUGCUCUGAAGACUGUGAAAAGACAAGGAUAUUAUGCUCAUUCAGUGAACAAAAAAUUGAAAAUUAUUGGACUGAAUAAUAAUGUCUGCUACAAUUUGAAUUGGUGGCUUCUGUACAAUACAGCAUAUUUAUCAGAACAGCUCAAAUUUUUAAGUGAUGAACUGUUGAAAUCUGAACAAAAUGAACAGUUUGUUCAUAUCUUGGCCCAUGUACCUGUUGGAAAUGAAGAAUGCAUAGAGCCCUGGGAAGAAAAUUAUAAUGCUAUAGUGGAAAGAUUUUCACACAUAAUACAAGGGCAAUUUUAUGGACAUACACAUACAGAUGAAUUGAAAAUAUUCUACAAAAAUUAUAGUGAACCAAUCAAUGUAGGAUACAAUGGUGGCAGUUUGACACCUUAUACAAAAUUCAACCCCAAUUAUAAAGUGAUGACAGUUGAUCCAGAUUCUUAUGAAGUUAUAGACGUUGAGACAUACAUUUUCAAUCUGACUGAAGCUAAUCAACAUUCCAAUUUGACUCCAAAUUGGUUGAAAAUGUAUUCUAUGCAAGAAGCAUAUGGACUGAACAAACUGUCCCCUCAGAAUUUUGAUCAAUUAGUUGAUGACAUAUUUGAAGAUGAAAAUCUUGCAGACUUGUAUUGGAGGUUCUAUGUAAGAUUUGGAGAUCCAUCACUAGAAGAUGGUUGUGAUAGAAAAUGUAAGAAAGAUCUCAUCUGCAAGAUAGUUACAACUAGAUCUAUGUUUCCAAGUAAACCAAAUUGUAGAUAGCCAAGAAUAUGUCAUUUUUAAUAUUGUAUGGAUGUUAAGUAUUUUUAAAUUAAUAAAAUUUAUAUAGUACU
Molecule: messenger RNA, 2267 nt
Organism: Phaedon cochleariae (mustard beetle)
Lineage: Eukaryota; Metazoa; Arthropoda; Insecta; Coleoptera; Chrysomelidae
Source: the annotation of a GenBank genome assembly